This is a messenger RNA of Annulohypoxylon maeteangense, 5436 nucleotides long. Its product is annotated as exoribonuclease 1. The transcript has 4 exons. Gene Ontology annotation, cellular component: nucleus. The record is from RefSeq and is a predicted model, not a curated record. NCBI's taxonomy places the organism in Eukaryota, Fungi, Ascomycota, Sordariomycetes, Xylariales, Hypoxylaceae. Gene Ontology annotation, biological process: rRNA catabolic process; nuclear-transcribed mRNA catabolic process. Gene Ontology annotation, molecular function: 5'-3' RNA exonuclease activity; RNA binding. The coding region runs from base 607 to 4863 and encodes 1418 amino acids.
GAGCAAGAUAUAAAUGUGAUCUAGCUACAUUGUAUGUAGAAGUACAUACCUAAUAGGUUAGUAACCUUAUUGAAAGUAUCUAAGUAUUGAGUGGCACUCCGGGUACCUACAUCAAUAGCACUGGUGCUGUCCCGGUCAAUGACUCCUCGUUGCCGUUGCCGAAAACCAGAGCUACCCAAACAUCAAUCACUACAUACCUAGGUAGGUAUGUACGUACGGAGAUCCGCAUCGCAUUCAAGUUUAACCACACCCACAAAUAUUCCGUUCAUCAUCGUCAGCCUUUUGCGCUGCCCCAGAUGCCUUGCCCUGUCGAGACUCGGCACUCUUCUCGUCAUAUUAUUUAUUCCAUAUAGUGUUCUGUUUUUGUUUUGUUUUGUUUUUGUUUUUUUUUUGUUCUGGGGUUUAAAAUCUCCACAAAAGAUUACGCUCAAGGCCUCAAAUCGCAGGCAAUAUCUUGAUAUAUUUCUUUUUAACUGAGUCCCUACUCGCACCAAAUUAUUUUACCACAUUCGCCAUCGCACCUCAAUCCUCAACCCUAAGGCGCCCGUGCGCUAUCCGGAUCUUAUAUCAGUCUCAUCUCGAUUCCUGUCGAUCGAUCGAGUCAACAUGGGUGUUCCCAAGUUUUUCAGAUGGCUCUCGGAGCGGUAUCCUGCGAUAUCUCAGCUCAUUGCAGAGAACCGAAUCCCUGAAUUCGACAACCUUUACUUGGACAUGAAUGGCAUCAUCCACAAUUGCACCCACAAAGACUCGCACGAUACUUCAUUCCGCCUCAGCGAAGAUGAGAUGUUUAUACGCAUAUUUAACUACAUUGAACACUUGUUUGGGAAAAUCAAGCCAAAGAAGCUAUUCUUCAUGGCUAUCGACGGCGUUGCUCCAAGAGCCAAAAUGAACCAACAGAGGGCCCGUCGAUUCCGGACGGCGUUAGAUGCCGAACAGGCUCGCGAGAAGGCCAUACGAGAAGGAGAGGAACUUCCGAAGGACGAUCCCUUUGACAGCAACUGUAUUACGCCGGGCACGGAAUUCAUGGCCAAGCUAACCCAGCAGCUCAAGUACUUCAUCAACAAAAAGAUUUCCGAGGAUUCUGAUUGGCAAGUUUGCGAUAUUGUUCUCUCUGGCCACGAAGUCCCUGGCGAGGGAGAACACAAGAUUAUGGAGUACAUCAGGAACGCGAAGGCUCAGCCGGAUUAUCAUCCCAACGUUCGUCAUUGUUUAUACGGUCUCGAUGCUGAUCUUAUCAUGUUGGGGCUGUUAAGCCACGAUCCCCAUUUCUGCUUGCUUCGAGAAGAGGUCACUUUUGGUCGGGCUUCGAAGACAAAGUCGAAGGAGCUUGAGCAUCAAAACUUCUACCUCAUGCACCUCUGCAUAGUUCGAGAAUAUCUCGAGCUGGAAUUUCAGGAGCUGAAAAAGGAAGGAUGCAUAAAGGUGCCUUUUGAUAUGGAGAGAAUCAUUGAUGAUUUCAUCCUCAUGGCAUUCUUCGUUGGCAAUGAUUUUCUUCCCAACCUACCUAAUCUUCACAUUAAUGAGGGGGCUUUGGCAACCAUGUUUCGUCUCUACAAGCAACUUCUUCCCCAGUGCGAUGGUUACAUCAAUGAAGGGGGGGUAAUCAAUCUCUCCCGCUUGAAAUUACUACUCGAGGAGCUUUCGAAGGAAGAAGAUCGAUAUUUUGAGAACGAGCACGCCGAUUCUAAGUGGCUAAAGGGCAAGCACCUAGCGGAAACUAACGGCCAUGAACAUAGCAAGCCGAAAGGAAAGCUUGUCGUGACGAGUUCCCAGAAGGAGAUAUGGAAGAAGAUUCGGAAGUUCAUAAACCAACGGCCGCCUACUCCACUCGACCUAGGCCACGAACUUGCCGCCGCCGAUAGGAAAUUCGUUCAGGACACGGCCGACAGUCUUCAUAUCGAAUGGCGUACUGUUGAGGAUGGCGAUGGACAACGCAGCCUAUCAUUAGCGUUCCCCGCAAGGGAAGACGGUGAUGACAACGAAGAAGAAGAGGAAGAAGGGCACAUGGCCUUAUUUCGCGUUAUGAAGCGCUACGAUAAUGCUCAAGUUGUUGACAUUUCUCCCCAGGAAGCCCAGACCACCGCUCAAGCCAUGUAUGAGGACAAGUUCCAAGAGUGGAAAGACAAGUAUUACGCAAGUAAAUUUGAUUGGGCUCCAGAAGCCAAGGAGACGGAACUAACAAAGCUUUGCGAGAAUUAUGUGCAGGGCCUGCAAUGGGUACUAUAUUAUUAUUACAAAGGUGUAGCUUCUUGGCCAUGGUUCUACCGCUACCACUACUCUCCCAUGACAUCAGAUAUCACCAAAGGCAUGAGCGCUGAUCUCAACUUCAAAUUGGGCCAGCCCUUCCGACCUUUUGAGCAGUUGAUGGGAGUACUCCCGGACCGAAGCAAGAAAAUCGUCCCUUCAAUAUAUCACGAACUUAUGACAGAUGUAAAAUCUCCAAUUAUCGAUUUCUAUCCUAGAGAUUUUGAGCUCGACAUGAACGGAAAGAAAAUGGAAUGGGAAGCUGUUGUUAAGAUCCCUUUUAUCGACGAGCAGAGAUUACUAUCUGCUAUGGCACCCAAAAACCAGCUUCUUACCCCAGAAGAAAGGGCGCGCAAUGAUUUUGGCGUGUCACUGAAGUUCACCUAUGAUGCCAGCGUCGACUUCAUUUACACCUCGUCCAUGGUCGGAAUCUUCCCAGAUGUACCCCAUUGCCAUUGCGUCGAGAACAUAUUUGACUUACCUACAACAGAAGGGUUAGACCUGUAUGUCGGCUUACUGAGAGACACGAAACUGGGGGUCGACGCCCUAGCAGGGUUUCCAAGUCUGGCUACAUUACCUUACAAUGCCACCCUUGGCUUUCACGGUGUGAACGUUUUCCAGCAAGAGAGCCGCAACGAAAGUAUGGUCGUAACCCUGGCCGACGUAGAACUCCGCAGCAGAGCUGAAUUGGCAAAGGUCAAACUGGGGCAGAAAUGCCACGUCGGAUACCCCUUUUUACAAGAGGCUAAGAUCAUGUGUGUGUCUGACGAAUUAUUCGACUACACACUUGCCACCGAUGGGUCUGGUCAAGUGAUCCAGACUCACCACACUGGCAGAGAAAUUGAAGAGUGGAACAAGAAGUCGUUCCGCAUUGAAAAUUUCUAUAGUAAACGACUUGGCAUCAUCAUUGGUACCAUUGAGUCGAUGGUCCAUGUUGACAUGUUAAGGGGGCUCAUCAAGACUGAUGAAGGUGCUACCAUCAAAGAGUACGGUCAUAUCCCCGGCAUGGAGACGGAUUACGCUGCGCAAGUGAUCGUCGAUGAAGUCAUUAGUGAGGAUGAGAGGUUCAUUGAACGGCCCGCGCUACCGUUUGAAGAAGAGUUCCCUAUCGGAUCUCGCAUUUUCUUUCUAGGUGACUACGCCUAUGGUCGUCCUCUUGAGAUCUCUGGUCACAUCGAUAACCGAGCCGAGAUCAUGUUGUCUGUACCUCGCAUAAAAGAGCCCGACUUUGCACAUCCAAUUAUUCGCCGUGCUGAGCACCACAGUGGUUAUCGACCGUCUUACGCUGUGGCGAGGGACCUAGGGCUACACCCUCUCGUGUUAAGCAAGAUUACUUCUUCCUUUUAUGUUCACACGAUAGGUGGCAGUAUGAAGGUCAAUCUUGGACUAAACCUCAAAUUCGAGGCAAGGAAGCAAAAGGUACUCGGAUAUUCCAGGAAAUCGAAUUCGGGAUGGGAAUUUAGCCCUACAGCAAUACAGCUACUAGUAGAGUAUAUGACUCGCUUUCCUGAUUUCUUUGCUGCCAUCAUGAAGAAUCCAUCGGGGAACGAAUUGCACGAGACACAACUCUGGCCAGAUGGUGACGUCGCCAGCGCUAGGAUCAAGGAGAUCGGGGCUUGGCUGAAGACUGUGGAAACAAGCAAGUUCGAGCGAGUCCCCCUUGAUGCCGAACAACUGGACUCUGACGUAGUUAUGCUACUCCAGAAAACAGUAGAUGAGUUGAGAGAAUCUACCGACAAACAUGAUAGGAAAAAGCUCAAAGGCGUUCCUCGGUCAGCACUGCUCAACCCUAAGGACGCUGAGCAACGACUAGGCAAUCAGCAAUUCAGCCUGGGCGACCGAGUGGUUUACGUACAAGCCUCCGGAAAAGUACCUAUUGCUUCAAGGGGAACGGUUGUCGGUAUAAGCACAGUAGGCAACCACCACAUGCUUGACAUCUUGUGCGACAAUGCAUUUAUGAAUGGCACAACUUUGGGUGGCCGGUGCGAGCCCUUCAGAGGCCAGACUGUCUCAGCUAAUUCGGUGCUUAACGUCACAAAUAGGCAAGUUAUUGCAAGUUCCAAGAUGAGCCUAGAAAAACGACCUAUCCAAACAACACUACCUCUUCAGUCCCGAGGAUACGGCACACCUGGCGACCCUAGGGGUCAACUCCGGGAUGCAUCAGCACCAUCUCCCCUGCGGGGAUCUUGGAGGGGUGCCGUGAACGGCGUCCAUCAACAGUCGGCACAGGGACGAAACGUCCAGAGUUCUUCGGCACCUAACGAUCCCCCUCGUUUACAGCACAGCAGUAUGGUUUAUCGGCCAGCGAUCAACAACCACCAGCACCAGCAAGCAAAUUUCCAAGGAGCAGCGCAACAUGGUGGCAGCUUUCCUCCGCGCGGUCGAGGUUUGAACAGGGGUGGACGUGGAAGUAGAGGUGGGAGGGGAGUAUCGACGGCCCCAACUAACACGAUCAGUAACCCGAGCGCAUCAGGUAUACCGGGAGUGUCUCAGACCCAGGCGUACAAUGCUGUACCACCACCAUCCGGAUUGGAUGUUCGUGGCGGUGGCCGCGGACGUGCACGCGGCCGUGGCGCCUUGCGUGGAAGAGGGGCCCGAGGCGUGGCAAGUAAAGACUAAUGAGCUAAAGAUUCGGGACAAGUUGAGCCACAUAAGCUGCUAGGACUCUCCCCCAAUCCACUCAGACUGAUAAAAGAUUAACAGUGGACAUUGUGAACGAAAGGUCUGAGUGCAGGAAGUCAUACGUGGGCAACGGGUUUUGAGGAUUGCCUUCCCUUCAUCAUGCUCAAGGUGUCGAGAUGCUUAUAGAAUGUGAGCGUAUUGCCGUGCCAGCUUUUAGUCUUGGACGCGUUAAUACCAUCGGCUGUGGAUGCCACGCCUAUUUCUCAUAUUAGCAGUUCAGGACCAGCUACCUCGACUAUGACCUACAUCUGAGAUCUGCGAAAUUAGAGGUGCUAUAGCAUAUGUAGGCAGAGUCUAUAUUACCUAUAUGCUUGCACAAAUUGUGGACGUGGAAAUGGAAUGAAAUGAUGCCGUUCUCGGUAGUUAUCCUAGGCUCUACAUUAAGGUAGGAUAAUCGAUGUUAUUCCAUCACGUUACUAUUCACCAUACGUAUGUCUUACCACCAUCAAGGCCUUAGUCAACGAGGGCAUCAUUGAAGCCAAAAAGACUAGUUAUAGUGUAGGUAGGACC